ACUGGACCAUUCAGUCUGGCGGUGGACAGUGUGUGGGGUGGUGUUACUACCUUCCUUCCCGCUGCCACGCUCUCUAUAUCACUUUAACACAAACAUAUAACUUUUCUCGCUCGGAUCUAUCAUUCAACUCGUAAACUGUAGUGUCCGCGCGUCGGAAGGGGGUCCAGGAGCUGAGUCCCGACUCUGUCCACGGUAAAAAACCCCUCCAAUAAACAUAUAUAAAAAGGGUUAUCAGUGCGGUCAACAGCUGCCUCUUAUCUCACAACCCUAACUCAAGCAUUGCUACACAACAGGGAAUGUUGAGGUUGUGAAAGAAGUAGCACGAGCCAUGUCGUAUAUUGUGGCUGCUGGCAGGUGGUGGGUGUGGAGAGCUUCCCUCGUGGUGCUUCUGGCUCUUCCAUCAUGCAUGCAAGUUACUCAUGAUCCCCACACCACCACCUGGAGCCGUGAUGAGCACUCGCGCCCUCACCAUGUACCUGAGACCAGCAGCACACACUCUAGGAUGCCCUCCCCUGACUCCCCUGCCGCAUCUAGGAACCGAAAUACGCACUUACGACACAACACGCCAGAGACCAGUGGGACACAAUCUGAAUUACCCUCCCCCGCCCUCCAUGCUUUCUCCUGGAACCAAGAUGCGCACAUACAACGGCACCACAUGCAUGAGACUAGUGGCACACAGUCCGGUAUGUCUGCCCCUGAUCUCCGUGCUUCCUCCUGGAACCGAGAUGCGCACUUGCGACGGCACAACACACCUGAGAUUAGUAGCACACAGUCUCAGAUGUCGUCUCGCAGGGCCUGGUGGGAGGAUGGGUCAGGGCGUCGCCAGUCCCACUCAUCACCUAGUAUUACUACCCAUCAUGGGACCUCAAACCACAUGACCUCAAACGACCCCAUCAGAAACAACCUUGGCUAUAGUCGUCAAAAUACUGCAAGACAAACCUCUGAUUAUGAUCGUCGAGUUCUACAUAGAAAUGUUUCCUUACAUGGGCAUCAAGAAUCAAGACGAACUGCGUGGCAUCCGUACGUGUCCAAGCAACACAACAACUUACGCACAACCAAUGAAGAUCAUCGACAGCCACAGCGCAGAGUUGAGAAUUAUUUGAAACUCCGUGGUCAGUUGCCUACAGCACAUCAGACAUCAUAUCCCCAUCGGCAACGUGAAGUCCAGCAUAAUCGAGGCUUCAAUUCAUUAUCACAUAAUGGAGUAGAGCAUACAACCUCUGGUAGUAGCCACGCAACAUCCACACAGCAACACAUACACAAACAUAGAGCCUCUACACAUCGUCAGAGCAACAUGCCUCAACACCACACAAAUCCCCAUAAUGCCCAGUGGCAACACCAGAAUGCCAGAAGAGAUGAGGCAACAACAGCAAGCACCAGAGUACCGGGUCAUCAGUAUGAGAACACUGAUGAAAAGCAGAAGAAAAAGGUGGUGUAUAAAGCGCCCCGCCCACUGCGGUCUCCUGGCGGGCACGUGCGGCCCCCAAACAUUGUGUUGAUCAUGACGGAUGACCAGGAUGUAGAACUGGGGUCGCUGAACUACAUGCCGUCCCUGGUGAGUCUGAUGAAGGAUCGCGGGGCGCACUUCCCCAACGCCUACUGCACCACCCCAAUCUGCUGCCCCUCACGCUCCUCCAUGCUCACCGGCCUCUACAUUCACAACCAUGAGGUGUACACCAACAACCACAACUGCUCGUCCCAGCAGUGGCAGGAUACUCAUGAACGCAGGAGCUUCGCCACCUACCUCAGCGCUGCAGGCUACAGGACAGGUUACUUUGGGAAGUAUCUCAACAAGUACAAUGGUUCACACAUUCCGGCUGGAUGGCAGGAAUGGGCUGGACUCAUCAAGAACUCUCGCUACUAUAACUAUACUGUCCAACGUAAUGGACACUUCAUCAAGUAUGGCGACCAUUACCCGAAGGAUUACUAUCCACAUGUGAUUACCAAUGAGGGCAUUCAGUUCCUGGAGAAGAACAAGGCCCUGGACUCGUCUCCACCAAUGAUGAUGGUGCUCAGCUAUCCGGCGCCUCAUGGACCAGAAGACUCCGCCCCAGAGCAUGCUCACCGCUUCUUCAAUGCUACUGACCACAACACAAUGGCCUACAACUAUGCUCCCAACCCUGACAAACAGUGGCUGCUGCAGUUCACUGGUCGCAUGCAUGACAUUGAGCUAAAAUUUACUGAUUUGCUUAUGACUAAGAGACUUCAGACACUUCAGACCAUAGAUGAAUCAGUUGCCAAGGUGGUGAACACACUCGAUGCCAUUGGGGAAUUAAACAACACGUACAUCUUCUAUACCAGCGACCACGGCUACCAUUUGGGACAGUUUGGCCUUGUCAAAGGAAAAUCCAUGCCUUUUGAGUUUGACAUCAAAGUUCCAUUCCUGGUGAGGGGUCCAGGCAUCCAACCUGGAAGACAAGUUGAUAAUAUUGCUCUGAAUGUGGACCUGGCCCCGACUUUCCUGGACAUCGCAGGAAUUAAACCUCCAUCACACAUGGACGGCCGCUCGCUCCUGCCUGUACUUACCGGUAAUAAAGAAGAUGGACCAGAAGCCACUUCCUGGAGGGAUAGCUUCCUAGUUGAAAGUGCAGGACGUCAUCGUGAAGAAGAUGCUCUCAAGUUACGUGAAGAACGGCGGCAGUUGCGUGCUCAGGGAUUAAUUGGCUCAGGUGUAAAUGGGGGUCUCUACACCUCAAAGCGUGAACGUCUGGAAAUAAUUUGCAAGAGUGAAGAAUAUCGCUCCCCAUGUCAGGAAGACCAGAAGUGGGAGUGUGUACAUGAGGGAUACAGAUGGAGGCUUCACAAGUGCCGGAAAGGAAAGACCCAGGGCUCCAGAGCAAGGUGGCGGCAAAGAAAUUGUGUUUGUGAGCCUUAUCUUGGAAUGGGCUACCUGGUUAAACUUGACCCAGCAGAAAGGCGAAAGCAACGAACAUUCCUGAAAAAACAUGCCACACAAGCACAUUUCUCCACAGAUCUCAGAGAUUAUGGUGCCAAGUUCAUCAAAGUCUUCACUGAUGUAGACAGCAGAGAGAUCCUGGAGCAGACACUUGGAACACGAAUACAGCGCAAUUCGCUACUGUCACAUAUACGUAAACUAAGAUCCAAAAGAAGCACAAGAGAAAACUUAUCCGUGGAUGCUGGACAGUCAGAGUAUGAAGGUGAUGAUGUGGAUGUUGUUGAUACUUUUGUCACGGAGGAAGAAAUUAGAGAUAUUGAUGUCACCAUUGACAGUUUGUAUGAUGAAUUGGAAAGCUUACAGAGUGUGAGCAGUACAGCAGCGACUGGCAUUGUUGGUAGGAACACAUCUGCCUUGGCUGCUUCACCAACAGAUACAACUCCGGUGGACAUUCGACAUGGAUGUCGGGUGACAGGAACCUCGGUCGACUGCACUGACGAUGUCUACCAUGACCCUCAUGCUUGGAGGCUGAGCAAGGUUGCCAUUGAUCAACAAAUCCGUAGGCUUCACCAUCAACUCAUUGUCAUGAAGGAUAUACGGAAGCAUCUUCAAGACUCUCGUCCAGAUUCUGUGACAGAUUCAGAGGACUAUGAAGAGUAUGUUGAUGAAACCGAAGCAUCAGGUGACUUCAGCUUGUUGCUGGGAGAGAGUGACAAUGAGCAAGGCAAUGACAACGACAUCAAGCAAGGAAGUGACAUUGACACUGAGCAAGGAAUUGACAAUGAUACAUUGAGAACAGAAGACCCUUUAAUUUUUGAAGAUGCAUAUAGCACUGAGGACGAAGGUGGCUACAAUGAAAGUGUAUUUAAUUCAAGCCAUCAUCACCAUGAAGAUGAGAAUUAUGCAAGCGAAGAAAUUUCUGGGGACAGUCAUUAUGAUAAAGAUGGACUCCCUACUGAGGAAGACAGUAUUGUUGAAGAUGGUGUCAUUAUUAUAGGAAAAGACUAUGAUGCUGAUUCAGAUGAGAUAUACGAUCACACAAAUAACCACCAGAGCCAUACACAAGAAGGAAUACCGGAUGAAGACCAGACUGUCUUAGAGGAAGCUGAACCAGAGUUAACAGAAAUUCACAAAGUUCCUGGAAAAGACAGUCACCAAGGUGGCAAGCAGUUCCAGUUGUUUCCUGUACGGGCGCCAACACCACAUCAAAGGCCUGCAUCUACUAUCAACAAUGAAACUACAGCAAGAUCAAAGUGUUGGUGUGAUAAGAGCUUCAGAUUAGAAAUCAAACAAGCAGAACGUCAACGAAAGCGAGAGGAGCGGCUCAAGCUUAGGUUGGAACGUCAGCGGGUGAAAGAGGAGCGUAGGUUGAUGAAGGAGAAGAAAAAACUGAGAAAGCUUAAGAAUAAUUUGGCACAGUGUAACUACACAAUGCUAAACUGUUACACCCAUGACAAUGACCACUGGCGUACACCACCCCUCUGGCAUGAUGGAAAGUUUUGCUUCUGCAUGAAUGCUGCCAACAAUACAUACUGGUGUGUUCGAACUAUCAACCAAACACAUAACUUCCUCUACUGUGAGUUUGUCACUGGCCUCGUCACAUACUACGAUCUCAACAUUGAUCCCUAUCAGCUGCGGAAUGUGGCCUUUACGCUCACCAAUAACAGAUUGGCAGAGCUACAUCACCGCCUGGAAACACUGCGGACAUGUUCCGGGGCCAAUCAGUGUGACAAUUUACCAGCCUCAGAGGGCAGAAAAAAUAGCAGCAAAGGAAAUAUUCAAGAUAUAGAAGACAUGGAAAGUGAUGAUAUAAGCAACAGAGUUGACUUAAUUAUUCCCUCGCGCCCCGUAAAGAGUCGGCUACAGCAGCGGGAAGAACGGCGUCGGAUUCGUGAAGAACGCGACAGACAGCGGGAGGCACGGCGCCGACUCCGGAAACAACAGAAAAAGUGGAGAAGAAACCAGUUAUUUGAAUCAAAAGGCAGACAUGUUCUACAGACAAUGGGUUCCGACCGGGGCAUAGUGAGGUUGCGACGGAAGAGUCGCGCCGAAGAAAGAAGACGGCUAAAGAAAGAAAGAAGGGAUAGGCGUAGAGAACGUAAAAGGAAGAAGGAUUCUAAGAAUGACAGGAUUCCAUUAAGUGGAUAGUCCAUUUUAUGUUGACAAAUGUAACCCAUGUUGUCUCAUGGUGGCAUUGCCAAUGUUUAUAUCUGCAUUUCAGACUAUACUUUCCAAAAGAGUUAUGUUGAACAACGAAUUACUCAUUAAUAACAGAUUCUAAAUAUAUUGAGGAAGUAUGCAGCUCCCAAACUCAGUAAAUCAUUGUUAGGCAGGUUCUUCAUUGUGCGUGUACUCAUUGAGUACCACAGUAGUUAGUAAUACUGCACAAUAUCACCUCUUAAUCUCUAGUUUAUUAUGUAACAAGGUAGAUAAAGAUAUGUCCACAGAACUGGUCAAUCUGUGCAAAGAUUCCAGAGAAGACAAUGCUACCAUUGAUAGCUGUCAGGAAUAGCUUAAAUACUGUUUUGCCAAGUUGAUGGGCACUGUACUCCCAGCAAUACAUAUGUUUCUCAGUGAUGAAACAUGGGAAGCAAAUUAGUGGCAAUGAGCAUGAAAAUAUUAUCAAGAGCUGUAAAUAACUUUAUUGUAACUAUUCUGAGAAAUCAGGAAGAGAAUGCAGAAUGUAUUUAUAUUUAAUGGCAUUUUAUUACAUAUACAGAAUGUAUAAUAUCCCUAGAGACCUGAUAACACCAUACUGAAGACUGUAGCAUGGUUGAAGCAUAAUGAGACUAAUAUUCUUAAGAUCAAUAGAAAUAUAUAACUUGAGAGGAAAUAUUAUUUACAUACCACUGUAUAACAAGAGGAAAGCCUCGGCAACAGUACUUGACCGUAACACAACUACUGUAGAAGUUCGCUAAUCUGGACUAUAUGGGAAGGACCCCAUCCGGGUGAGCCCCCUCAUCCAGAUCAAAGGAUGUUUCAUCAGGGAAGUCCAAAAGUGAACAUUUCCAAACAAUUUUGUACCACAAUCAAUAUAAUUUGGAUUUCCACACAUUAUAAUUAGUGUGUGGGGCUGGGUGGGUUGUUAGCUGCCUGGCUGAUAGGUGGGUGGGUGGAUAGCAGGCAAAUGGGUUUGGUAGUUAGAAGGUGAGUGAACAGGUGGGUGGGUGGGCAAGCAGGCAGGUGGGUUGGUAGACAGGCAGGUUGGUGGGUAGGCAAGCAGGUGGGUGAAAAGGUGGGCUAGUUCGUAACUAGCUCUCCACGGCAAAAAGACGAAAUAUAUAAUUCAACAACUGCACCACCUCCGACCCUCCCACCCUUCUGAGAAUCUACCCUCCCUGACCGCCACCCUCCCCCCCUUGCUAGGGUUAAUGCGAGACUCGCAUCUGGUACACACUUCUCCACACACACCA
This is a messenger RNA of Procambarus clarkii (red swamp crayfish), 6309 nucleotides long. The record is from RefSeq and is a predicted model, not a curated record. NCBI's taxonomy places the organism in Eukaryota, Metazoa, Arthropoda, Malacostraca, Decapoda, Cambaridae.